Drosophila busckii is the source of this 1334-nucleotide messenger RNA. It is a transcript of the gene Gr64b, whose product is annotated as gustatory receptor for sugar taste 64b. NCBI's taxonomy places the organism in Eukaryota, Metazoa, Arthropoda, Insecta, Diptera, Drosophilidae. The transcript has 7 exons. Gene Ontology annotation, molecular function: sweet taste receptor activity. Gene Ontology annotation, cellular component: membrane. Gene Ontology annotation, biological process: detection of chemical stimulus involved in sensory perception of taste; sensory perception of sweet taste. The record is from RefSeq and is a predicted model, not a curated record. Bases 1 to 1212 code for a protein of 403 amino acids.
AUGCCGCAGGGCGAAACAUUCUAUCGCGCUUGCUCGCUAGUGCUUUUUAUAUCACAGUUGUAUGCGCUACUGCCUGUUUGCAAUGUGCGCUCCGCAGAUAUAAAUCAAAUCAAAUUUAAAUGGUUAAGUGUGCGUGUUUUUUACUCUGCGCUUAUAAUGUUGCUUAAUUUUGGCGAAUUUAUUGCCGUCUUGUAUUAUAUAUCACACACGGGCAUUAAUUUUCACAACUCUAGCACUAUAGCGCUUUAUAUAGUUUGUCUGCUCGAGCAUGUCUUCUUCUGGAGAUUGGCCUACAAUUGGCAGAGUAUAAUGAGCCAUUGGUAUCAUGUGGAGCAGCUGUUUCUAAGCGUGCCCUAUCGAUUCUGCGAUGAGUAUAGGAUGAAAAGACGCAUUAACAUUGUGGUGGCCACAGUUAUGUUGUCGGCCUUGGUGGAACACUUUUUACUGCUCUCCAACUCCCUUCACCUGAGCAACUUGGAGCGCACGCAGUGCCAUAUCAAUGUGAGCUAUCUAGAAAGUGUUUACAAAUGGGAGCGACCACAUCUGCAUUAUAUACUUCCCUACAGUAUUUGGUUUAUGCCGCUGCUGGAGUGGAUUAAUGAAACCAUUGCCUAUCCACGCGCCUUUACCGACUGCUUCAUUAUGUGCAUUGGCAUUGGCUUGGCCGCUCGCUUUCAUCAACUGCAUGGACGCAUUGCUGCAGUGCAUCAUAAGCUUAUGCCUGCUGUAUUUUGGACCGAGGUGCGUGAACAUUAUUUGGCCUUAAAGCGUUUGGUGCGUGUGCUAGAUAAUGCCAUAGCACCGCUUAUACUUUUGGCUUUUGGCAACAAUAUGUCGUUCAUUUGCUUUCAACUGUUUAAUAGUUUCAAAAACAUAGGCGUGGACCUCAUAGUUAUGCUAGCCUUUUGGUAUUCGCUUAUAUUUGCUGUGCUGCGCACUUCUUUAACCAUUUUUGUGACCUCUUCUAUGAAUGAUUAUGAGCUCAAGAUUAUAAGUUUAUUGCGAGAUGUGCCGGCCAAGGCUUGGACUACAGAAGUGCAGCGCUUUAGUGAACAGCUGGGAAAUGAUAUAACUGCACUGUCAGGCAGCGGUUUCUUUUUUAUUACGCGUCAACUUGUGCUCGCUAUGGGCACCACCAUAAUCACAUAUGAGCUGAUGAUAUCUGAUGUCAUUAACCAGGCCACUAUCAGGCAAAGAACUGUCUACUGCUAAAGUAUGUCCACUUGUCAAAAGUACACACAGAAUAAAUUUACUAUCAUACGCCCUGUUGUACACACACUGAUUGCCAUCGCUUUUGAGCUAAACAAAUUGAAAGCAGCAUGCACAUUUGCCCA